Dermacentor andersoni is the source of this 639-nucleotide messenger RNA. The record is from RefSeq and is a predicted model, not a curated record. NCBI's taxonomy places the organism in Eukaryota, Metazoa, Arthropoda, Arachnida, Ixodida, Ixodidae.
AUGCGGUACUCUGAAAUUUUUUCCACUGACUCUGUUCUCGCCGACUCGUUCGCUGCCAUCGCCGUCUCCACCUCACCCGGCGUCCCUGCGGUUGCAUUGCGGGCGCUCUACACGGCUGUGUUCUUGAGAGGGGAAGAUCGCGCGCAUACCGCGCGGGCGAUUGACAGCCUGUGCAGCGACGACUUCACCUUUCACGAGCAGCAGCGCGUCCUGUGCCGCAGGCGGCGCCGCAGCGCACCCGGAGCAGACGGUGUCACACACCAAAUGCUCCGAAACCUGGAUGACGACCACCGCCGGCAUCUCCUGGAAGCGUACAACACCGUCUUCCGAGAGGGCUGCCUGCCGGACCCUUGGCGCUGUGCUGUCGUCGUACCAGUACUGAAGCGCGGCAAGCCUGCACGCGACCUCACCUCCUACCGGCCUGUCUCGCUGUCGUCGGUGCCGGGUAAAACCAUGGAGACGAUGGCGCUGUCGAGGCUGCAGUGGAGCGCGCGGUGCCCUUCCGUCCGAGCAGUGCGGCUUCCGUGCGCACCGGUCUACUGGCGACUGCAUCGCUGUUGUUGUGGGCACACUGGAGCAGGCCAGGCGCGCGGGAGAAGCUGCCUUCCUCCUCCUCCUCGAUGUGCGCAGCGCCUUUGA